This is a messenger RNA of Sabethes cyaneus, 2064 nucleotides long. RefSeq lists its product as uncharacterized. Lineage: Eukaryota; Metazoa; Arthropoda; Insecta; Diptera; Culicidae. The transcript is spliced from 4 exons. Bases 1 to 2064 code for a protein of 687 amino acids. The record is from RefSeq and is a predicted model, not a curated record.
AUGGAUACUGUGGAUAAGCUAAUAGAUUUUCUACAGAGGGAAAAGGUACCUGAUGAUCCGUCUUAUGAAGAACAACUAGAGCGCCAAAAGAGGUUGCUUUUAAAGCAACGAGAGGUGGACGAUUUCAGAAGAAUUGCUAAUGACACGAAAAAUUUUGAUCGACAGUUGAAAAAAAUUUCCCACAAUGUAUUAACCGAGGCAAGGAAAACGCAGAUUUUAUGUCAUAAGCUUGACGAUCUAAAGAUUGAAAUUCAAGGUAUCAUCGAUCAAAACCUUAUACACAUGAUGGAUGCGAUUUGCAAGCAGGAAUUGACAAAAAGCUUCAAAGAUACAGAACGCGAGCGAAAACGACAGGAAAUAAAUGAGUUCAUCCAACAAAUAGGAACGUUUCAACAGAUUCGUUGUCAAAUUCAAGAAUCCAAAGGACAGAAAAUGCUACUAGAGGCUAAAGAGCAGGAAGAACAGGAAUACCAAAAGUUAGAAGAGGUGCGAUCAGAAAUUAAUAAUAUUUUUAAAGCGCGGCGCGAAGCAGAAGAAGCAGAAUGGAAAAAAAUAACUACAGCGUUUGUUGAAAUCAGUCAACUGUACAUGCACAUUAUAACACGUGAAAAAGAAAAAGAAACCUUGCUGCAAAAUAAUAUAAUAAUGAGAACUAAAAUAGAACACUUGAAAGAAGAAAUCAAGCAGCAAAUUGUUCGCGAAGAAGAGGAGUUGAAGCAGCAAGAGAUAGAGAUGAAUGAACGGUUUCUUACACCAAUAAAAAUUUCUCACGCUGACGUAUCACAGGAUGCAUUCAAAAAUCCGAAUGAUUUUCCUGCUCUCGUUGAGAGAAUUGAAUUAACUAGACGAACCUAUGAGAACAUAUUCAAGCGUGCUGAAUAUGUUCAACCAAUGAAAUCGAAGAAAACAUGCAGGAAAAUGUUUAAGAUUUCUAUGAGUGUUCCAAAGAAAACUCCCAUUGUUCAAAUUCGUCAAUUAUCCAACGAAAAUUACUUCCAUAAAUCACAACUAUACAAUAAUAUACAUACUACUGACCAAAAAGCAAGUACAGAAAACCUAACAAGUUCUGCUUCUGGAAACAAAACACAAGUAAUUUCGAAAGCAAAAACACAAACUGGAAUAUUAAUUAACAAAAUAAAACCAGUUAAGCGUAAAAUACCAGAGUUUUAUGAAGUACAGCCUUCAACAGGUUUUGGCCCUGAUGAGCAAAAAGAAACUAAACGAUUGAAACACUCAAGGACACAACCAGAGCAGACGAAAAAUGAUACACCAAUAAUUCGCAAGCGAACACGAUCAAACUCAAUCCAAAAAGAGCAAACGGAAGUACAUAGAAUUCAAAGCCGGAAAGAAUCAAUGCGAGAAGCCCACUCAAAUACACAACCAGAGUUGACGGAUGCAACAAAUAGAAAUUGUCAACAAGCAUAUUUGAAAUCGACCCAAAAAUUAAAAACUGUCAAGGAAAUAUCGGGUAAAUCUGUAGAGCAUUCAGAAAAAGUACAGAAGAGUUCUAAAUCCUUUGAACAAGAUUUAUUUUUUAAUACUGGAAAAACUUCCGAAAAUGUCAAAGAGCGUUCCAAAGAGAGCUUACCACAAAAUACAGAAGUUGCAUUGCCUGAUGAUAUAAUGCGUUCAGAAGAAGAAGCAAUGGAUUUUGAAACAGAGGGUGAGGUUCCACAGGAAGAAUCUGUUACCAUGCAGUUUGAAAACGAGAGACAAGUUGCAACGGACAAUACUCCGGAGGGUAAUUUUGAGAACGUUCACCUUAGAGACGAACACGGGUUUGACGUCCAUAGCUUAACCAGUAGCACUUCGUCACUUGAUUUGGAAGAUCCUGGUUCCAGCAGCGAUUUCGACUUAGAUUUUUCGCUGAACGGCUCACCGGUUGGCUGCCGCAAUGGCAGUGGUGGCAAAAAGAGCACCGGCAGCGACGGUAGUGAGCUGGAUUUCGAUUUCCUAAAUUCUCCAAAAUCGCGUUCGGAAGCCACCAAUAGAUCACAACAGCAGUCAGGGUUCGAAUUCGAUUUUUCGAACAAUGGUAAUGACGGAGGGUUUGAUUUCUUUUAG